CUCGUCUCCCAAAACAAGAAUGGGGUCUGGGUCCGCUCGGGUCCGCUCGGGUUAGCUCGGGUUAGCUCGCUGCUGGAGUGACCUUUGAUUCGAGCUCCGAUGGCGAAUUUCAGCAACUACCAGGAAGGCAAGGCAGCGAUGUUGAUGGUGGAGCCGCAGCCGAGGGACGUGGGCUCGAAGCCCGCGGCGGCGGCAGCGAACGGGGACGGCCCGGCCGGGGAACCCCCUUCCCCGGGAAUCAACAUCAGCGGAGGCGGCGGCUCUCGCUUCCAUCUACCGCCCUCCAACCACCUCCACCACCACCCGCACCACCCGCCGAAGGACCAGCACCACUACCAGCUGGCCCCGCAGCAGCAGCAGCAUCUUUCCGGGGAGAACAUCGCGGAGUCCCCGGGCAGGAAAGCCUCCUCCUCCUCCGAGGACCCGUCCGCCAGCAGCGGGAGCAGCAGCCAUGUCUACCCGGCGGUGAGUGUCUCCCACCCCGCGGACUCUGUGGACGAUAUCCGCAAAUGUGGCUACCUGAGGAAGCAGAAGCACGGACACAAGCGGUUCUUCGUGCUGCGGGCGGCCAGCCACCUCGGCCCCAGCCGCCUGGAGUACUACGACAGCGAGAAGAAGUUCCGGAGCAGCCUGCGCUCCGCCGCGGCGGCCGUGGCCAGCGGCGGGCCGGCGGCGCCGUCGCCCCCGAAGCGGGUGAUCUACCUCUACCAGUGCUUCACGGUGAACAAGCGGGCGGACUCCAAGAACAAACACCUCAUCGCUCUCUACACCAAGGACGAGUACUUCGCCAUCGUGGCGGAGAACGAGCCGGAGCAGGAGGACUGGUACGUGGCCGUGAGCGAGCUGAUGAGCGAGGGCAAGAAGGGCCACCAGGACCCGGACGAGCUGGACGACGGGUACGGGACCGUGACUCCCGGGACCGUGUUCAAGGAGGUGUGGCAGGUGAAUGUGAAGCCUAAAGGACUGGGUCAGACCAAGAACCUCACAGGUGUUUACCGGCUCUGCCUCUCAACGAAAACCAUCCACCUGGUCAAGCUGAACUCCGAGACCCCCUGUGUGAACCUGCAGCUGAUGAACAUCCGGCGCUGUGGGCAUUCGGAGAGCUUCUUCUUCAUCGAGGUGGGCCGCUCCUCCUCCAUCGGGCCCGGGGAGAUCUGGAUGCAGGUGGACGAUUCCGUCGUGGCCCAGAACAUGCACGAGACCAUCCUGGAGACCAUGAAGUCGCUGAAGGCGUUCGCGGAGUUUCGGCCGAGGAGUAAGAGCCAGUCCUCGGGCUCCAACCCCAUGCCGUUCAUCACCACCCGGCGCCACCUGGGCAACCUGCCGCCGAGUCAGACCGGGCUGCAGCGGCGGUCGAGAACCGAGUCGGUCGUGGGAACGCCGCCUUCCAGUAAGAGCUCCGGGGCGAGUGGUUAUCGUUUCCGCACGUCCAGUGAGGGCGAGGGGACGAUGAACCGGCCGUUCCGCUCCGCCACAGGAAGUCUGGUUCACCUCAACUCGGCGAGGGCCCAUCACGGUCGUCAGGAGGGCGUCGGAGGCGGCAGCGGUGGGGUCGCCACGGGAAACGCUGGCACGAGCACCGGCGCUGGACGCUACGUCAGAGCCAUCCCGGGGACGUCAGCCAACUACCACGCCCGCUCCGCCUCCCUCCCGGUCUCCCACUUCCCCUCCACCACCAGCCCGGUGAGCGUCUCCUCCAGCAGCGGCCACGGCUCCGUGUCCGACACGCUCACACGCCCAUCCAGCGCCUCCAUAUGCGGCUCGCCGUCCGAUGGCGGCUUCAACUCCUCGGAUGAGUACGGCUCCAGCCCUGGUGACUUCAGAUACUUCCGGGUGCGGAGCAACACGCCAGACUCCCUGGGCAACACCCCUCCAAUCAGAGAGGAGAACUGUCUAAACGACUACAUGGCCAUGGGCUGGAACCGGGAGGUGUUUGGCACCGGUGCAGGUUCUGGAAACAACAGUGGGGGGGACACGCCUCGGGAUGAGGGCUCAUCAGCGGCGGAGGAAGAUCGUUUCUCCUCAUCGUCGUCGCUGAGGAGGCGGACUCAUUCGUUCACCAGACCUGCAGGCGGAGCAACCGGUGGUUCUGGAGUCGCCGUUUACCAGAAAAUGACCCAGACCAACUUUUCAUUGGACGAGGAGUCAGACAUUGUGUUGCCGUUUGGCAGCGGGCUUCUCCGCGGCGGGCCGUCCUCCUCCUCUUCCUCGCUGCGCUCUGACUACAGCUCCUGCUCCGAGCACAGCCAGCAGAGCCGGCCCUCCACGCUGUCCCGGACGGAGGCCGGCGGCGAGCGCCCUCCUCUUUCCUCCUCUGCCAAGGAAGACAGCGGUUACAUGCCCAUGCUGUGCGGCGUCGCUGCCUCAACGCGGGACACGCCCCCCGACUACAUGCCUAUGCAACCCGGCUCCUACUCCCACCACGUCUCCCACUCCCCUCAGUUUCACAGCCCGGCUCUAUCUGCCCGCUCGGCCCACCACCAGCUCCAGCCUCAGUCCUCCGCAGACUCCCACGGUUACAUGAUGAUGCUCCCCGGCGGCGGCGGCAGCGGCAGCUCCCCCUCCCCGGUGCAGGCCUCCCCCAGCCCUCACAGUAGCUCCGGUGUGGCAGGUGCCAGUGACAGUAUAGCAGAGAGACCUGAGAACGGGGAGUACAUGGACAUGUCGUACAGCAGCAGCGGCGGCGGGCGCAAGCUCUCGAACGAAGGGAGCGGUGGGUAUCUAACACCGGACAGCACCCCGAAGUCUUACAGCCCGUACUUCUCCCUCCCUCGCUCCUACAAAGCGCCCACAAGAGAGAGGGAUGAGAACGAGUGUGGGGACUAUGUUCCUAUGAGUUCUCCUGCCAAGCCAGUCUUCUCAUCAGUUGCCACCGCCUCAAUGUCAACACCGGAGAAGAGGGUCGGGGGAGGAAGUAGCACCUCGACCCCGUCUCAUCCACCGCCGCCUUACGGAGCUCAUCACACGACCGCAGCGAUGGCCGACAGACGCGUGGUGAGGCCCAACCGCCUCCCGCUAGGUAGGAGGAGCUUCCACGGCCCGCUGCGGGUCAGUGAGCCCUCCGCAGCGUCUUCAGGAACCUCAACGUCAGUCCCUGCCGCCGCUGGCUCAUCCGAACGGCCUUCCAGUCCCGGAGAAUAUAUCAACAUAGAGUUCGGGGAUCACUACCCGCACCAACAGCAGCCGCCUGCCUAUCCUCUCUCUGCUGAUGAAGCGCCUUCCCUGGGAUCCGCCGACCACCGCCACUCUCCCUCACAGCCCCAGGUUCACCAGGACUACAUGAGUGUGGAGGUGGAGGCGGAUCAGCAGGACAGUGCCGGGUGUCUGGGUAAAAAACAGUCUCCCAGACCCAGCCUGGUCGCCCCCUGGAACCCGCCCAGCUACAUCCGACCCCUGGCGAGCAACCCAGGGGCACUGGCCUCCCCUGGGGUCCCCGCUGCAGGUCACUGGAGGUCGAAAGGUGACGACUAUACAGACAUGACAUUUAACCUCAGCAGAGGUGACAGGACGCAAACCAGCCCCACCGCCAUGCUGCAGCACCUCUGUGUAAUAGAGGGACGCUACGGCCCCUCCCCCUCAUCCACCCCCCCUCCUCUCCCCCCGUCGAGUCCAGGUAGGACGCCAACACAGCAGCAGGAGCCUAAGGUGGUCCGAGCUGACCCGCAGGGCCGGAGGAGACACAGCUCAGAGACAUUCUCCUCCACUUCCUCCUCUAACUCAACGCCCCCCGGAGGAGGACUCGGACCCUCAUCCUCAGCCGCGCACCCCACCGCCAACCCCACCGCCUCUAAUGGAUCAUACCUCGCCGAGGGUCAAGCUUCCAGAUGGGCCAGCUCGGCGUCUUUCGACAGCGUGUGGAUGUCGGUGGAGGGCGUCGGAGACUCGCCGGCUCACCACGCUCCGACAAGAGCCACGGAACCGGGGACGACGGCCGGGACCUCGGCCUCGGCCUCCUCCUCGGGAGCUGUACCCGGGAGGAUGUGCAGAAACAUGUCCGUCGGCUACCAGAACGGCCUGAACUACAUCGCCCUGGAGCUGAGGGAGGACGGGACUACCGGAGGAGCCGCGGCGUCGGGAGGUGGCGGCAGCAACGGGAGCUCGGCGACAGCAGCAGCAAUGGGGACUGUGUCUCCGCCGGAGAACGGCGCCUACGCCAGCAUAGACUUCACCAAAUCUGACGGGGUCUCCACGACAACCAAGGACUGAACGAGGACGUCAGAGGUUCCCCUCCCUCCUCCUCUUCCUCCUCCUCCUCCUCUUCGUCCUCAUCUCUCCGCUCGUGGCACUUGACUCUGCCUGUGACCUUUUGGCCUCCCACACCAGUGACCUCUGACCUCCACCCUGACAGAGAAGCCGCUCCUUUCUGGACCCAGAAAACAACAAACAACAUCACAACAGAUGACGCUUGCAGUUUUAUUUCUAAGUGUAUUUCAUCUUUUAUUUUUUAUAUAUGCACAUAUAUCGAAACAUAUAUGCAUAUUUUUGCUUUGUCAUUUUUUUAAAUCAGCCCCUCCCCUCUGAAUCAAUGCUGUUCAGUGAACUUUGACCUUGGGGGCGUCCACUGGUCCUCAUGGUUCUGAUUCUGCGUACGGUAUAAAUAAAGGGAGGCUGGAAUGCUAAGCUAAGGCAUUAUGGUACAGACUUGGAAACUUUUAUGUUGCAUUGAACUUAAAUAUUAUUUUUUAUCUUUUGUUAUUAUUCAACCUUUUUUCUUUUCUUUUUUUUUUUUUUACCCCAAACAUAAUCCAUCCUAAAUACGGUACCGUGCAGUUAUUAAGCUGUGGACAAAGUUGUGGUUUUUUAUUAUUAUCCCUCAGAAGAUACGGACGGUACCGGGCGACCUUUGGGUUACCAUGGUUACCACGAUAUUCGUGGCGUUCGCACACAGCGCCACGGUUAGCUCGCGUUGCCUCAGCGUUCCAGCUCCUCGAGCUGCGGUACUUUGCUUGUGCACAAAAUUCAACGGGAUAAACCUUAAAGCAUUACUCUCUUCAUAUUCUGUAGCACAUAUUAUUUAUUCGUUGCAAUAGGUUCAGAUAUUUCAUACGUUUACUUGUUUUGUGACACCGCUGGUACUCAGCAGGGCGGGGAAAUGACAUCAGCUUCCAAUCAAAUGCUGGAAAAUGUUGUGCUUCUUAAAUUCAUUCUCCGGUACGACCCAGCGGAUAUGGCUAGCUCAAAUUUAGCUAGCUAAAAUAUUUUAUCUUGUUCGUUUAAUCGAAUUCUUUGACUGAAGUUUUGUGCCGACAGCUUUUACAUUUCAGAUAUAUUGUUUAAUGAGUGAGCUUCAAAAAAAGCCAGGGGUAGCUGUUCUCCAAUUUCCACGCUUUAUGCUAAGCUAAGCUAAGAAACUAAUAGUUUAAAAUGAAAAAUCGUAAGUAUCUUGCGGAGGUUUUCCCGUCCUGCUGCCGCUGCUCUGCUCAUCGUACUCAGCUUCCUGCUCCAGGAGCUGUCGAGCGGAGCAGGUGUUUGGAGGUGUUCUACAUUUUCAGUUUUACCUCAUAUGGUCCGUAGCACAGUUCAGGUUAGAGAGGGAGAGUGACGCACACACACAAACACACACACACACACAGACACACAAAACGCUGUGAAAGGUAAAAGCACAAUUUACAGACGUCGACACUGGGAUGCAAACACUAAAUCUCUGCAAGUGAACCGUAUACUGUUGAAGCAGUGGCAUGUAACACACACACACACACGCACAGACACACACGCCUGUACGUCAUGAAGACACAUGCCAUGGUCAUGCGGUGUCAACCAUACCUGCUCUCAUACGCACACACAGUGGUCAUGCAGCCCUAUUUAGGCGAAGAGAAGUCACUGUGCCCCCGAUUCGACUUUUUGUCACCGGCUCCCGAUGACGUCCGGGAUUUUUUUCGCUCACACACACAUAGACACACACACACAU
Messenger RNA from Limanda limanda (common dab), 5908 nucleotides. RefSeq names its product insulin receptor substrate 2-B (gene irs4b). Gene Ontology annotation, molecular function: phosphatidylinositol 3-kinase binding; insulin receptor binding. Gene Ontology annotation, cellular component: cytosol; plasma membrane. The record is from RefSeq and is a predicted model, not a curated record. The transcript is spliced from 2 exons. Lineage: Eukaryota; Metazoa; Chordata; Actinopteri; Pleuronectiformes; Pleuronectidae. Gene Ontology annotation, biological process: insulin receptor signaling pathway. Bases 100 to 4206 code for a protein of 1368 amino acids.